Trichomycterus rosablanca is the source of this 3504-nucleotide messenger RNA. RefSeq names its product short chain dehydrogenase/reductase family 42E, member 2 (gene sdr42e2). The coding region runs from base 115 to 1482 and encodes 455 amino acids. Gene Ontology annotation, biological process: steroid biosynthetic process. Gene Ontology annotation, molecular function: 3-beta-hydroxy-Delta5-steroid dehydrogenase (NAD+) activity. The record is from RefSeq and is a predicted model, not a curated record. NCBI's taxonomy places the organism in Eukaryota, Metazoa, Chordata, Actinopteri, Siluriformes, Trichomycteridae. The transcript has 12 exons.
UAUCAAAGCACUGGAGCAGAUUUAAGAAUUCAGUGGUAAGGCAGCAGCAAAUCAGAAUAAUUAGGACUGAGUGAGGCUGCCUACAGAGUUUGUAUCUGAACCUGGUUGUGCAUUAUGAAGGAGACCGGGUCCCUGUGUCAUGUGGAGCAACUGCCCUGCACGUGCCUUCUUGAGUCGGGCACUAACGGGCACCACACUCUGAACCACAAGCGCAGCAGCUGGACAUCCAGUGGCUCAGGGGUCAGAAACAGAGCUGGGGCAGGGAGUGCUCUGUGCAGUAGUCCAGAACGUGUCACGUCUGUCAGGCUGGAGAGUACAGAGCAGAUCCAAAGACGAGGAGGGGGUAAAGCCCUAGUGACUGGGGGUGCUGGCUUUUUCGGUUUUAGGCUGGGAAAAGCUCUGGCCCAACAGGGCAUCAGUGUGAUUCUGAUGGAUCUGCACCCGCCAUGCUGGGAAAUUCCAGACAAAGCUGUGUACAUGCAGGGUGACGUGCGUGACUAUAACACACUGUAUAAAGUGUGUGCUGGGGUGGACUGUAUAUUUCACACUGCUUCCUAUGGCAUGUCAGGACCAGAACAGCUGAAGAAAGAGCAGGUGGAAUCUAUCAAUGUUGGUGGCACCAACAACAUCAUAAAUGUGUGUUGUGAGCAGGGUAUCACCAGGCUCGUGUACACCAGCACAGUGAAUGUGGUGUUUGCAGGAAGACCCAUUGAAGAGGGAGAUGAGGACUCUGUACCCUAUGUUCCACUGGACAUGCACAUAGACCACUACUCCCGAACUAAAGCUAUUGCUGAGCGCAUGGUCCUCAUCGCCAACGGGAGAUCUUUAAAAGGUGGCGGACUGCUCAGGACAUGUGUAUUACGCCCCUCGGGCAUUUAUGGCCCUGAAGAGAGGAGACACCUUCACAGAGUAAUGGUAAAUGUGGAAAGCAGGUUAUUCAAUUUUAGUUUUGGAGACCCUAAUGCCAGGAUGAACUGGGUGCAUGUGGAUAAUCUGGUGAUGGCACAUCAGCUGGCAGCAGAGAGCCUGACACCAGAAAAAGGCUGUGUGGCAAAUGGACAAGCCUAUUUUAUUAACGAUGGAGAAUCUGUGAAUGUUUUUGAUUGGAUGACACCACUGUUUGAGAGUCUAGGCUAUAGCCGACCACGGAUUCGUCUCCCAGUUUCCCUUGUCUACUCAGCAGCAUUUUUAAUGGAACUGUUGCACUUGGCUUUGAGGCCAAUCGUGAAGGUUCCUCUGCUUUUCACCAGAAAUGAGGUCAGAAACAUUGCUGUGAGCCACACGUUCAGGAUUGAAAAAGCCCGUCGAGAGCUAGGUUUCUCCCCCAAGAAGUACACAUUCAUCGACUCAGUGGAUCAUUACCUGAAGAGUCAACCGGUCCGAUCCCGUUCUUUAAUCCUGGACUCAUUCCUCCUCUUUCUAAAGAUGAUUCUGGUGGGGUUCACCAUUCUGAUGCUCUGCUGGUGGCGACAUUACCAUUAGCUUUGUCCUCUUUGGUUUCUGAUUUAAACGUGAGCAUUGGAGUGUGAAUAAUAUGAGAAGGACAGCCAUACAAAGGAACAUGGCAUCCUCAGCAUAUUCCUUACACUUAGUCCAGCUCAUUAAAAGCCACUAUAAAGAAGGUGAGGGAAAGGGAGAGGUUGGUGAUCUAGGGCAAGGCCCAACUCAGCUGCCGGGCAGCAGCUAUAGUAUUAAUAAUACCACAUGUAUUGUAAGUACCUUAUAUGGAUAAAAAUACACUGACAUGCCAAAAGUCAUGGGAUAGCAGUGUGUAAAUUGAAUAUGAAGUAGUCCAGGUUUCCGAAUAGACCCUAGAGGAUUGACAACAUGUGGUGUGAUCCACUGAGUCAUGGUACCAAAUGUUUUGGGCUGAUGGUAGGGUCUGUGUGUGGUACAGAUACCAUGAAGUCAUGGACCUCAGUUGUCAACAAAACACUGUGCAGGCUGGUGGUGGUUCCAUACUGGUGUAAGUUGUUUUCAUAGCAUGGAUUGAGUCCACUGGUUGGAUCCACUGGUUCACCUAAAUGUGCCAUUGACCAGUACCUGCUACAUUUCACUGCUUGCUGACUAUUUGCAGCCCUUCAUGGACUUCACAUACCCCCACAAUGAUGGGAUAUUCCAGCAGGAUAAUGCACCGCGCCAUUGUGCCCAAGUGUCCAGACUUGGUUUGAGGAGGAUUUCCGGCGCAUGGUGUGGCCUGCACGUUCACCCAAAAUAAGCCCAAUCAAACAUUUAUGGGAUGUGAUGGAGAGGUCCUUCGCACUCAAAAUCUUGCACCACCUACAAAUACCACAGAGUUGGCAGUGGCUAGCCAGACAUCUUGGCAUAACAUGCCUUCAGACGUCUUCCUUCCACUUGUGGAAUCGAUGCCACAUCGAGUUGCUGCAUGGGGUCCUACACAAUACUAGUUCCUGACUCAUGACUUCUGGCAUGUCAGUGUAUAUAGUGACCUGUCUAUUAUCUUGUUGGACAUUUUAUUCCCAAACAUAGGCGUAAUUAUGAAGUUCCCCUCCCCCUUGUGACUAUAACAGACUCUAAUCUUCAAAAGAAGGAUUUCCACAAGAUUUGGAGAGUGUCUGUGACUACCUGAAGUUGCAUCUAUUCUGUUGAAAGACCAUUUGUGAGGUCAGGCACUAAUGUCAGACCAGAAGACCUGGUUUGCAACUGACAUUCAAAUUCAUUCCAAAGGUGAAGGUUAUUGAUUGAUUGAUUAGGAUUUUAAUGUCAUGUUUUACACACUUUGAUUACCUGUCCUGUCAUUCAUUACUGGUGACACAAGAUUCAUCUGUUCAAGUUAAAUGUCAAACACAAUCAUGGACAAUUUAGUAUCUCCAAUUCACCUCACUUGCACAUCUUUGGACUGUGGGAGGAAACCGGAGCUCCAGGAGGAAACCCACGCAGACACGGGGAGAACAUGCAAACUCCACACAAAGGUGAAGGUUAAGGUAAAGACUUUGUGCAGGCCAUUGGAGUUGUAAAUUUGACCUUACUCUGUGUACAGUAGCACAGCCAUUCUGGAACAGGAACGGGCCAAACUGUUGUCACAAAGUUUAAAUAAUAGUAGUUCAUUCUAUACACCUGCUAGCACUAAUUAGCUGAAAUAUCAGAACUCACUAAUUAGGACGGGUUUCCACAUAUCAGCUGUAUAGUCUAUGUUACAGAAAUGUUGGUGAAUGUAGGAUGUUAGUUAUGUUGAGUUUAGGGGAUUGGUGAGGGAAAGAUUCUGAGCCAAUGUUCAUAGUGGACUAAGUAUUAUUAUUAUUAUAUUUACAUAAAUAUAAAUACAAGACAGUAAAUGUGGAUUUAGCUCAACAAAAGUGUAGCAUAAUAUUACCUACAUAUUGAUGCAAUUCCUUUUUUUUCUUUUCCAAAGCCAAGUUGUGUGUGAUGUCCGAAGUUUGUGUCCUUACUUUUGCAGUGAAGCCACUAGGCUAAUUUAGCUAAUCAGCAGUGGACUUGGUUUGGAGUUAAAAUAAAACUGUCAGUGAGUCCUUGUCAUCUCAA